Molecule: messenger RNA, 1585 nt
Organism: Oldenlandia corymbosa var. corymbosa
Lineage: Eukaryota; Viridiplantae; Streptophyta; Magnoliopsida; Gentianales; Rubiaceae
Source: the annotation of a GenBank genome assembly
UCAUCUCAUAUACUAUAUAUUGUUACUUCCUUUGUUCAUCCAUUCUUCAUCACAGAUAAAAUUGAUACCAUAAAAACUACUCUACAAAUUGAUCAAUGGCAUCCCUUCAAUCAUCAGCUUCCUCUUCCUCCCCCAUGCACAGGUUUUCCAAGAAAAGAGGAGCUAACAUCAUGUCCAUUCUUGAUCUAAGAAAGUCAUUCACUACCACAACUUCCACUAUUUCUCUUCAUGAUCUUCAAGCUGGAGAACUGCCCAGAAAUUUCACUUCUUUUAUUGACAAAUCACCAGCUAAUUAUGAUCAAAUGGUGGGAUCGGAAAGAAGCAGCAAAUCAGCUGCAUAUCCUUUGGUGAUGGAAAAGCUUUAUGCAAUCUUAGAAUCGAUUGCAGAUAGAGUGGAGAUGCACCAAAAUAUUGGACAGCAGAGAGAAAACUGGAACAGCCUUCUCUUAACAUCCAUCAAUUCGAUCACGCUCGCGGCCUCCACCAUUUCUGCCAUUGCAAUCUCAUCAUCAUCCACCAUUCCUGAAGUUCCUGCUUUGUCAGCCUUGAACUUGUCUUCUACUUUUAUGUUCUUGGCAGCAACCGGGAUGUUGGUGAUUAUGAACAAAAUCCAACCUUCCCAGCUCGUGGAAGAGCAGCGAAAUGCCGCAAGGUUGUUUAAGCAACUGUACAACCAAAUCCAAACAAAGGUUACCAUUGGAAAGCCUACACAAACUGAUGUCAAUGAUGCCAUGGACAAAAUCUUGGCUCUCGACAAGGCCUAUCCUCUGCCUCUCCUUGGCGUAAUGCUCGAAAAAUUCCCAUCUCAAAUUGAACCAGCAGUGUGGUGGCCUCAACAGAAUAUGCAAUCUAGCACUGACAACAGUACUAAUCAGCAGCAAUCGGCAGAAAAUGGAUGGAAUUCCAAGCUUGAAAGCGAAAUGAAAGCGGUUGUUGAAGUUGUGAGGAGAAAGGACAAGGAGGAAUAUUUAAGGCUUGGUGGAAAGGCAUUGAAGUUGAACAGAAUGCUGGCAGUGAGUGGACCUGUAUUGACUGGAAUAGCAGCCAUUAGUUCUGCCAUUUCUAGCUGUAAUGGCUCUAGUAGUUUGGCUUCCAUCAUGGCAGCAACAGUUUGUGGUGGAUUGGCAAGUAUGGUGAAUGCCAUGGAACAUGGUGGACAAGUUGGUAUGGUGUUCGAGAUGUACAGAAGCAAUGCUGGAUUCUUUAAACUUGUUGAAUACUCCAUUGAAUCUGAGCUGAUGAAAGCUUAUGAGACCAGGGAAAAUGGUGAAUUGUUUGAGAUGAAGAUGGCUCUGCAACUGGGAAGAAGCCUAUCAGAACUCAGAGAUCUUGCAUCUAAAUCAUCUUCUAGUUUCAGAGGAGAUGAUCAUCAUCAUCAAGUGGUUGAGGAGUUUGCAAGCAAACUUUUCUGAUGCAGAAUUUAGUACCAAUACACUUUUCUGCAAAAUCAUGAGAUUAACUCACUUAUCAAAGUUAAAUGAUUGUCGAAUAGGACUAGUGCUGUGUAUAGAUACAGUUCAGAUGAUAGAUGUGUAAAAAUUUAAGUAUUCGUUGAUUUGUGAAUAUUUGACUUACGAAUAUUAAU